Messenger RNA from Chlamydomonas reinhardtii, 6962 nucleotides. RefSeq lists its product as uncharacterized. The coding region runs from base 652 to 5559 and encodes 1635 amino acids. Gene Ontology annotation, cellular component: microtubule; kinesin complex. NCBI's taxonomy places the organism in Eukaryota, Viridiplantae, Chlorophyta, Chlorophyceae, Chlamydomonadales, Chlamydomonadaceae. Gene Ontology annotation, biological process: microtubule-based movement. The record is from RefSeq and is a predicted model, not a curated record. The transcript is spliced from 14 exons. Gene Ontology annotation, molecular function: microtubule motor activity; microtubule binding; ATP hydrolysis activity.
GUGCUUUGGCAACCCAAGGCAAAGCGCAGGCAACGGCAUUGUUGGGCGGUUGGGCCACCGGCGCGCCGGAUUGCAAACCGGAUCCAAAAGGCAGCCUGCGUUGCCGCUCUCUUUGCCCGUUUCAUAGCCAGUGGUUCCUUUACGACCUCAAGGCGUGUUACAAACGUAAGCUUUAUAAUCUUCUCUGCCGUCUGAAACUGGCCUUCCUUGCUUGCGUUCGACAGCUUGCUUGCACCUGUGCUUGCACCCGACAACGCCAGGAUUGCAAUUGGCAUGUAAAAUUGGAGCAUCCAUCUCAUAUUGUACCGUCAUACGCUGUGCACUGCGCAGUAAAGGGUAUCCCCCCUGAGCUGUGGGCUCGCGUCGCUUUGAGCGUUGCGAGCUAAGAUCAUGGCGACAGAAGCUGUUCGAGUCAACCUGCGUGUUGGGCCAAGCGAUGGACCGGCUCUAUGGAGUCAACCAACAGACAAGCAACUGGUUAGGGUCAACAACGUCGAGGCCAACCGCCGCGCAUCGUGGGGCGGGACCGCCGUGCCCUGUGCCGUGCCCGACACGGCGAAGGCCCCCGCGUUCCAUGCGGUUCAUGGCGCCGCCACCACAAAUCUUGAACUGUACACUGCAGCUGGCGUUAAGCACCUAGUACAGCGGUUCAUGCAGCAGCGCGAAAGCGCCGUGCUCCUCACGUUCGGCCACAGCGGAUCCGGCAAAACCUUCACCAUGAUGGGCGGCCCCGGCGACGGCAACGGCGAGGGCAUGGUGGCGCUCGCCAUCCGCGAUCUAUUCCCUGCCGCCGCCGCUGAAGGCGCUCGCCUGGAACUCCAGGCCAUGGAGGUGUACCAGGACGCGGUGAUUGAUUGCCUGACCGGCCUGGCCAGCCCCGCCAAGGGCCCCCCGGCCAGGAAGCUGCUAGAGCUGCGCGCCGUGCUACAGCCGCCGGCUGGCAGCAGCACCAGCACCAGCACCAGCGGCGGCAGCAGCAACAGCAGCGGUGGUGGCGGCAGCGAGGAGUUCCGGCCCUCAGGUGUAACCAGCAAGGUUCUCCUGCCGGAGCCCAAGCUCUGUGCCACCACCUUGGCGGCCGCUUGCGGCGCGGCUGCUGCAAGCUCUUGUGAGGAGCAGGUGCCGGCGGAGGAGGGGGAGAAGGAGGAGGCAGGGCUGCUUAUGGCACGGCAUGUGCAGGAUGCCAUCAGCCUGACACGUGCCGUCCAGGCCCAGCGCCAGACUGGGGCCACCGCGCACAACCUUACCUCCAGCCGCUCCCACCUCAUUUUUCGCUUUAUUGUGACCGCCGUGCGCUCCGUGGCCUACCUCGACAUCUGCGACCUGGCCGGCAUGGAGUCACUCAAGCAGCCCGCGGCCGCCGCCACCACAGGUGUUACAGGCGCCGAAGGCGCCGCCACAACGCCGCGCCGCUCGCAACGGCUGUCGCUUCCUGGCGCCAGCCCUGGCGGCGGCGGCUUUGGAGGCAGUGGCAGCGCCCGCGGCGGCAGCGGCAGCGCCGCUAAGCCGUCGCUGGCAGGCGAGUGCUGCAGCAUCCAACAGGACCUGGCGGCGCUGAAGCGGGUGGUGGGCAGCAAGGCCGAGGGCGCCGCACACAUCCCGUACCGUGACAGCACGCUGACCAAGCUGCUGCAGCCAUCGCUGUCCGGCGGCUCGCGCGUGCUGCUGAUCGCUACUGUCAAGCCGUCGCAGGACGGCCCCACCCGGGCCACCCUGGACUUUGCCGCCGACUGCGCCAAGUUGCAGCCACAGCCCGUCAGGCGGCUGCUGCCCCCGCCGGUGCCCGUGGAGCCCGUGGUGGCUGUAGCCGAGGCGGCGUACCUGGCGGCUGUAGCCGAGGCGGCGGCUGUAGCCGCGGCGUCUGCUGCAGACACGACCGGGGCUGCCGGCACGCCCACGCGGCCUUUGCGGCAACCCAAACGGCCUCACACGCCAGGAUCCCUUUGGCGGCCUCCGCUGAGCAUUCACCGCUCCGCGGCGCCCCCGGUAACGGCAGGCAAGCCGCCGCGUGCGCCCAGCGGCAGCUCGACGGCAGCGGGUGUGCGGCCGCAGCCCAGCGGCACGGCUGCCGGUGGCUGGCCGCCGCCGUCGCCGUCCCUCAUGGAUGUGCGGCAUGCCAGCCCGCUGACGCUUAGCAGGCGCGGUGACGAGCGAUGGGCGGAGGUGGAGAAGGGCAAGCGGUGCCGCCUGUCGGCAUGCGCGGAGGUUAGGACUCUUGGCGCUGGGCCACAGGGCGGCAUUUUGCAGGGCGAGGAGGAGGCUGAGGAGGUGGAAGUGAAGGACCUGGCGGCAGCUGGACAAGGAGAUGGCGACGGCGGCCGGCACCGCCGCAGCAGUCGGGGCAGUGGCUGGCUAGACCUGCUGCACCACCAGGCGGCCACGUCAGCGGCAGCGGCUACGGUGUUGAUGGCCACUUCAGCCACCUCACCGGUCAUGCUGGACGGCACGGUGGCGGUAGAGCCGAUGGAGGUGGAGGGGGCGGGCGCCGCAGAGCCACGGCAGCCCAGCGAAGCCACCUCCACGGGCGCCGGCAGCAGUCCUGCUGCCUGCGGCUCGCCCCGCUCCCCUCCGCUUCAGGACGCUGUCAGCGGCGGGACCGGCCUGCUGCUGCCGCCAAGUGCGACCGCCGCGGCAGCGGUCCUCAACAUGCAUGUGGAGGUGGAUAGCGUUAGCAGUGGCAGCCAGCAACAGGACCUGGAGUUCCUCGGCCAUGAGAACGGCUGCCAGCGGCAGCAGCUUGAGGCGAUGACGCGCGAGUGCAUGCAGCUGCAGGCGCGGCUAGGGCGGGUGGAGCAGCACUGUCAGAAGCUGCAGGAGCAGGCGGAGGCGAGCAAAGCCGCGGCCGCUGCAAAGAUAGCGGUUCUCCAGCAGCAGCUCAAGGACACCCAGGAGCAGGCCGUGGCGAGCAAAGCCGCAGCAGCUGAGGCUGCAGUCGCGGCGCUGCAUCAGCAACUCGCAAGUGACAAUGCGCGCGCGCGGGACAUCGCCCAGGCCCAGCUGGCGGCCGCCCGCGAGGAGGCGGCGCGGGCGGCCCUAGCAGCCCAGGACCACCAUACCACGGCCAAGCGUGCCCAAGCAGAGGCGGAGCAGCUGCAGGCAACCAUCACCGGGCUGCGGCAGGAGCUGGUGGAGGCGGCUGUGAAAGCGGAGGCUGUCAGCUCAGCGGCCGCUGUUACCCGGCAGCAGGCAGAGGCGCUGCAAGAUCAGCUGCGGCAGCAGGCGGCGCUGCUGACGGUGCGUGACACGGAGCUGGCGGCGGCUCAGGCCCAGGUCGGGGUGCUGCAGCAGCGGCUGGAGGCCCUGGCCCCGGACGCCAUGCACAAGGCUGAAGAUGCGGCAGCAGCGCGUGUGGCCGCAGUGCAGCGCAAGGCCGAGGAGGAGCGGCAGCGGCUGCAGGGGCAGUGGGAGGCGGACCUGACCAAGGAGCGGCAGGCGACCGCAGAGGCGCAGCAGCGCCUGGAGGACUCUGAGGUGGCGGCGGCCGGGCUGCAGGCCAAGUGGCAGGCCCAGGCCAAGCAGCUGGAGGACCUCGAGGAGGAGCGUGACCAGCUGCACUCUCGGGCAGAGGCGGUGGUGGCUCAGCUGGAGGCACUGCGUGAGGCAGCGGCGGAGGCUGCGGAGGCGGCUGAGUCCCAGAAGGCUGCGUUGGCUGACAAGCUGUUCGCGGCGGAGGCGGAGGCCGCUGCGCUACAGCAACAGCUGCUAGCGGUGGCGCAGGAGCGCGACCAGCUGCAGGCGCGCCUGGACUUGGCUAAGCACGAGUUUGCAGCUUCCCAGCCCCAGCGGGCGGCGGCAGAGCACGACCGCGAUGCCCUGGCUGGACAGCUGCGGGACUCUGAGGCAAAGGCCGCAGAGAUGGCAGCGGCGCUGGAAGCCCGUGCGGCAGCUGCCGAGGAUCAGGUCGCACAGCUGGAGCAGGCCAAGGAGGAGUUGCGCACGCAGUGGGCCGGGGAGAAAGAGCGGCUGCUGAACAACCUGCAGGCAGCUGCUGCCUCUGACAUGCAAAUGCAGCUGAAGUUGAAGAGGCUGGAGCGUGAGAAGAACGACCUGGCAAGACAGGUUGCUACGCGCACUGAGCAGCUUGAGGAACAGGAGCAGAUGAUGCUCGCCCAGCGGCUGGCAGGUACGGCCGGCGGUGCGGCGGGCGGCCACGAGCUGCUGACCCUGCAGGCGCAGGUGGCAGACCUGAAGAAGCAGUUGACUGCCGCCACCGACGCCGCGGCUGAGGCUGCUGAACGGCACGCAGCUAGCCUGGCCGCGCUGCAGAAGCAGCUGGCGGAGGCGAAGCACGCGGAGAAGGAGGCGCAAGAAGCUAAGGAUGAGCUGGCAGCUCGAAGGCGGCAGCUCGAGGAGCAGGCGGCCCAGCCUACGCAGCAGCAGGCGGCGCUAGCGGCGCAGCUGGAGGAGGCGGAGCGUGCGGUGCAGCAGGAGCGCGCUGCUGCUGUGGAGGCAGCGAAGGCUGCUGAAGCGAAGGCACGGCAGAAGCUGGAAGACCUGCAGAAGCAGCUCAAGCAGCAGGAGAAGCAGCUCAAGCAGCAGAAGAACAUGCUCGAGGAGCACGAGAAGCACAAGCAGGAGCUUUCAAAGGCGCUGGAGGUCGCAACGCAGGAGCGUGACGCCUUGCGGUUGCUGCGAGACGAGGCAAUGCGCGCAUGGUCGGGCGCCUGUUCAAUCGUGGGUGGCCAGCAGGCUCCGCUCACAUUGCAACCUCAGGAGCUGCUGCCACAGCAGCACCCAGCCGAGGCACGCGGUGCCUUUGGGGGGCAGCAGCCUUCGCGGCGCAAAACCAUGGCGGCUCCAGCUGCGGUUCCGCAGCUGACGCUGCUGCCACAUGUGCCGGACGAGAAUGAGGUACCACGCCGCCAGUCGGCACGGCGCAAGACAAUGUUGCCGGCCGCAGCGGAACAGAAGCGGCACGCGCUCGCGGACGUUCGACAGCCUCCGCCUGCCGUGCCCGUGGCCUUGGCGGCUGGCACCACCCGGCGGGCCCUCCUGUCCACCACCGGGGUGGCCGUGGCAGCUGCCCCGGCACCGUUCCUGAAACCGGCGGUCAAGCCGGCGCUACUGCCGGUACCGCCGGCUGCCGGUGGCAGUGCUGAUGCAGCCAGGGCGGCUGGCGGGCACGGGGGCCGCCGCGCCACGCUGCUGGGCCACGAGCAGCUGUCGGGGGAGGCGGCACAGCGGCAGCCGCUUGAGGAGCCGCAGCAGGAGGAGGAGGCGUUCGAGGUGGUGGACUCGGAUGAGGAGGAUGAGGAUGAGGAGGCGGACAGAAGCUACGAGCCCCGCUCCGACAGCGGCAGGCAGCGGAAGAAGCAGCGCGUCAACACUGGAGGAGCUCGCAAGCGCCCGGAGCUCCAACCCUUCCCCGAGGGCAGCUACGAGAUCGUUCAAGAUGGGCCACUCAAGUGGAAGGUGUGCCGCACGUGCAAGGGAAGUUACAACGUGAAGGCCCUGCGUCACAGGUGUGACCCUCCGUCCACUGGCGCGCUGCCAAGGGAGCCCACAGCGAUGCAGGUGUGGCUGGCAGAGAUGAGGGUUAACGAGCCCACCCUGCGGUAAGAGGCAGCCGUGGAGGCCGAGCAGCAGGGGGCAGGCGCAGAGCUGUUGCGACGAACUUCGUAAUGCCACAAAGCCGCCAGGGGCGGACAUGUAGCAAGUUGCGGCUGCGGCUCAGGUUGCCGUCCCUGGGAGUGCCUAGGUAGGAGUUGCUGCCCUUGUGGACAGCAGAUGGGUGUUGCCUCUGAACUUUACACGCGGGGCAAGCGUGCAGAUGGCUGGGAGUAGAAGCAAUGUCGCCAUAGGGUAGCGGCGGUAGCGGCGACCAGCCAAGCGGCUGGACCAGCAGGUACCGUACACGCUGGCGGAUGAUGCACGCGUAGCUGUGCUGGGUGUGUAUGCGCUGUCAAGUCGAUGCAGCUGUGACACUUCUAAUGACAUGGGGCUUGGUGUUGUGGCCGUGCACAUGUGUGACCAGAGGUAUUCACAUAUAUGGUUGCAGCAUGCGAGCUCGGGUAGGAACAGGCGGCCCCUGGGUAGGUACAGCUGGUGGCCGAACUGGGCGCACCCAAAAGGACUAGACCGCAGCAGAGUGCAUUGAGGCGUGUAUCCAUGAGACUCAGUGCAGUACCUUGUACUUUAGCUUAGUUUGGUAGUUGCUGCACGGCAUGUUGCGAGGUGUUUGAGGAAAAACAUUGGAACUCAAGAAUCGGAAAUCGUUGUUGUGAGGCGUUGCAGAAUGUACAGUUUGGUCGAAGAACCCUUGGUGCGGCACGCGGCAUGCCGGGGACAGGCAGUGUGCACGGAAAGAGUGCUGUAUGUUGAUCUGGGAGCUUCACUGCGCUAAGCCAAUCGAGUUAUCAAGCAGGUUUAAAUUGUGGUGUGAGAGCCUCCUCACCCGGUUAGCGCACGUGCUUGAGUGCUGUGCCGCAGUAGGGUGCCAUGGUGUGCGGGCGACAGCGCUGAGCUUCUGGGGCGUUGCUGCCCACCUGGCCUUGGCACAAAUGUGCCAGGUGUGGAAUAGCUCGGUACGUUGUCAUGCGGUCAUUUGUUUGCCGCAUGCGAUACUCUGGUGAUUGAAGUGUGCACACGCAGCCGAUGGCACACCGUACGGUGCUCGUAGUGUGACGCACAUAUGGCACCCAUGUGUCAGAUGGGUGGCAUUGCUAGAGUAGGGAUCGUGCUGACGGUAAGCAAGGGUUUAAAAAUGACAUGUUAACCCAGUUCCUUUUACAAUUGUGAUUUUGCGGCGUGACACCAACUAGCGGACUCGCGGCUUGCGGAGAAGGCGGCUGGGUUGCGGAGAAGGUGGCCGGCUGUAGAGCGGGAAGCCCCAGUGCUGGCAGUUGUGGCUAGGCAGUUUCUCGUUGUCACUGUUGUGUGUUUACAUAAGCUGGAUGUCCCAUUGCGUUUUGUGUAGAAGCCACAGAUGCGUCCCCUUGCAUGGCUGGUCGACACAAGUCACG